Messenger RNA from Lytechinus variegatus (green sea urchin), 2024 nucleotides. Its product is annotated as integrator complex subunit 12-like. NCBI's taxonomy places the organism in Eukaryota, Metazoa, Echinodermata, Echinoidea, Temnopleuroida, Toxopneustidae. Bases 145 to 1425 code for a protein of 426 amino acids. Gene Ontology annotation, cellular component: integrator complex. The transcript is spliced from 8 exons. The record is from RefSeq and is a predicted model, not a curated record. Gene Ontology annotation, biological process: snRNA 3'-end processing.
GACUCGAGUCUAGACUGCGAAAAAAAACUAAAGUUUGACGAAGAGUUCCUGUGUGCGGUAUUUACUAUCCUACUGGAAGUGACUGAUACUAGCGGUCUGCAGUUAAGCCGUAUGAGUACAUAAGACCUAGAUCAUAGAAGGGAAAUGACAGGCAUGGAAUUGGACCCAAUUUUCACAAAGGCAUUGGCCCUCUUGCGGUCUAGGAGCAAGGACUCAACCGACCAAUUGAAACAGAUGUUAGAUGAUGUACUUGGCAAGACCUCAGGAAAGCAGCUGAGCAGUAAGCCUGCUUCUCCAUCAGUGACUGCAUCAAGGAGUGAGAUUCCUACCAAGAAAACAACUGUGAAGAGACCCGCUGAAAAGUCAAGUUUUGGAGCGGCUCUUUCUAGCGGCGACACUGGCGUCGUUGCGAAGAAAGCAAAGAUAGAGGCAGAGGUCCGGCAGUCCAAGAUUCAACCACGGAAACCGGUGAUCGAUGAUGACGACGAUGACGACCACGACCAUUCUGUGGAGGAGGAUGACGACGAUGAUGACACGGACGAUGAUCAGACAGAGGAGAAAGAAGAGAACACAAGUCAGAGCAGUGAGGAAGAAGACGAUGAGAGGGGAUCGAGGAAGGCGGAAGAGAAGCUGGGAGCCUCUGUCGGCGAUGAUGACGAAAUGUGGCUGGGUUUAGCCUGUGUGGUGUGUAAGGAUCUCGAUAUAUCAGCUGGUAACACACUGAUUGAAUGUCAAGAAUGCCAUAAUCUUUAUCAUCAGAAAUGCCAUACCCCACCUGUCACUGAUGCAGAUCCUAAUGAUCCUAGACUGGUCUGGUAUUGCGCAAAGUGUAAACGCAACAUGAAGAAACUGGUCGCUAAGAAACCAGCGAACCUCCCUGAGACAGUCAUUACCAGUGGUUUGUCUUCAUCAUCAUCCUCCUCGUCAUCGUCGUCGACAUCGGGGAAAGAGCAAGAUAAGAACCAGGAUCAAACGAGUCCAAUGAAUCUAUUCAGAAGAGCUGACCCUAAGCCCUCCCCUACCUCAACAUCCAGUGGCCAGCAACCAUUUGGCGGUCUAGCGAGCUUCGCCGCUCAUCUCACCAAUCGACAAAAUUCCUCAUCGUCCAAAUCCUCUGCCUCUGGAUCCAGUCGCAUCAUAACAAGCACCGGAGCUAAAAUAGCGCCCUCAUCAAUUACCAGUCGAAGCUCAAGCACCUCAGGUACAGUGACCACCAUGAGCGGGAAGCUCGUGAAGCCGCAAUCUGUGCAGCGGUCGACGUCCGUCUUGCAGUCGGGUAAGUGGCCGAGCGCACCCUCGGGGAUGUCUGCGACUGCGAAGACGACAUCGAGCAGUUCGGCGUCGGGGAAGGCACUGCCGCAAACUAGCACGGCAUCAGCCAUGAAGAGACUGCAUAUGAUGAAAAAGAAAGCUUCGAAACGAUAGCGUUCUGGAACUAACCCUAAGUCCAUUCUCUGGGAUGUCUGCGAAAGAAAAGAUAAUGGUGAACAGUUUAGUAGCAGGGAAGGAUCUGCUGCUACAAUUGCAGCAUCGGCCAUGAAGAGAGUAUAUACAAUAAAAACUCAAAAGCGAUGAAAUGUUCUGGAGCCUCGUGCAACCUCAUUGAUGUUUUCGACGACAAAAGCAACAUCAAGUAAUUCAGCGUUGCAGACGGCACUCCUAUGAGUAUGGCUUUGUCCAUGCAACGACUACACUCAAAUGCUAGAGAUUUUUCCAAUGUAUUUGUUUCAAAUUAUGUACGAUUUGAAGACUUAAUAACUUUUUGAGGGGUGAAAGAUUCUUGUAGACCUGUAUUUGUGAUUGUAUGAUAUAUUUCUUCUGAGAAAGACCUUUGAUGAUAGACUUGAAUUCGUUAUUGUAUAGAUUAUUUUUUCUGAGAAAAAUUUGAUAGAAACAUCGGAAGAAUGUAACAUUGGAAGAUCAUUAAUUGUAGACCGGUGUUUGUUAUUGUAUGGAUUUAUUUCAUCUGAGAAAAUGAAAUAAACAUUGGAAGAAAAUGAAUAUAAAAUCCAGAGAUGCCAAGU